AUGACUGGAGACUACUGGCCCCCCGGCAGACCCCGCGGCGGAGUUCGAGAGCUCUCGGCCGAUUCCUCCCUCUCAUCGACCUCGACCAACCCAGAAUUCAUGAGCAAUGCCAAAGGAAAACAGACCGCCCAUGAUUGGUACUUGGACGAAUCCGUCUCCUCGACCGGAGGGACAGCAGGGUCGUUCUCGUCGGGGGAAGUCUCGGGCCCAAUUUCCAAGGGGUGGUCGACCGAAGCGGCAGAUGGUUCCGGCUCCGAGCUUUUCCCCGGGUCAUUCUCGGAAGCUCGAACGCCAUCACAGAUAUCGUCGAACGGGGGGACAGUGGGUUCGGAACGGGGCCCUCUGACAGAUUCGGAGGAAUGGCUCGCAUCGGAGCAUUCCACGGGCACUGUCGUCCACCACACUCCUCCAAAUGGACCUGCAUCUAUGGAAGCGAUCGAUGGAUCGGCCGAAUGGCUGGACGACACGGAGCGGAUGAUGACGGGAUCAGAGGAGAUAGAAGGAGAGGUAAUCUAUGGCGGAGAUCCACUCCGACCCUCCGGAGAGUCGACAGGAAGUGUAGUUCACCACCCGCCACCGGCAGCGGCGCCACAAACAGGGCCAAAAAAGUUCAGGAACUGGCAAGACUUGUGGACCGUCGACGACAUCUUGUCCUUUCCGGAGGAAGCAAGAUUCCAUGUGCUCAGAGGUGCGGAAAAGCCCGCGGCGAUUCCCUACCGGCCGACGCCCGGGCCGGUAGAACCAAAUGUAAAAUCGUAUAAUGGCUUUGGAAAGGCGGUGCGGGCAUAUAUCAAAAAGGAGGGCAUCUUCACAGGAGAGGAGGUUUGCAUGCUCUUCGGCCGAAAGCCGGGGCAGCUGACGGGCGCAGAGUUCCUGGCUAAGAUAGGAAAGCCGGUACGCGCCAGCAAGGGGGCAAAGCUCAACGCCAUGUCAGGAGAAGAAUUUGCCAAGUUGUCCGGGCGGGAACUGCAGAAGCUGACACCAACAUUUUCGAAAGGCGAACUCAAAACAAACGCGGUUCUCUCCACGAUCACUGCCGGGGUUUUGGCAGGGUAUGGCUGGGGCGUUGGUAGGGGAGUGACCCUCGAAGCCGAACAGAGGGAGAAGUACAAAAACGUGCACAAACGCGCCGAGAGCGAUUCUGCCUCACCAGCGAUGGCCCGGCCACACAUGGCACAGACAACCCUCGUCGUCACCCAAGGCUUGACUUGGACGUACACGGACCCAUUGCCGGCGCUGGGCAUUUACACCUCCAACGACACCACGUCUUCGAUGUUUGAUGGGGAUUAUAUCACCGUGCCCAUGUCGACUGGCGCCGAGUAUGCCCUGACGUUUCCGCCCGAAGUGCAGCGGAUUCAUCUCACCAAUGUUAGCCCUCGGCCCAUUUGUGUGGCAGGAGUCAAUCUCACGACCACGGACAGUAACUGGGUGAGCUUGAGCGGCAACCUGGGGGCGCAUUUCGGAUUCGAGCACUAUGAGACGGGCCAUCAAGUCAUGAAUGGGUCGACGUCGUGCACCUGGAUUGACCACAGCACAGAGGGGAUCGGGAUUUCUGGGCUGACCUUUGAGUUGGUCCUUACUAGUGAUGAUGUUCCUCGCGGUGAAAAUGACACCGUGCCUUUGCUCUGGCUCUCAAACGAGACUUCCCCAGAAGACGUUGCAAGCAGCCAGGAGCCCUUUGACUUCAGUGAGCACUUGGUCAAAAGUCAGUUGACCAAGUCGAGCGCAAGACGCCUGUGUGAAAACGCGGACACCGAAGGCCCCCACUUUGUGAGUCUGAACGAGAAGUUGUAUUGCGACAUGGAGACUCGAGAAGUGUAUCCGACCUGCGGUGCCAAGGCUGAAAGCGGCGUGUGCUUUGAUAUGAACGAGGACAAGCUUGUCGAGGCAGAGGACAUCACGGAGGAAUCCGAGGACAAGGGAGAGGACGAGGGAGUCCGUGGUUCAUUUACCAAGCGGCGGGUCGAGAGAGCAAGGAGGGCCAAGGUGGUGAAGAGCUUCAAGCAUGUGCAUGUGUGGAAUUGA
This is a messenger RNA of Fonsecaea erecta, 2025 nucleotides long. RefSeq lists its product as hypothetical. Lineage: Eukaryota; Fungi; Ascomycota; Eurotiomycetes; Chaetothyriales; Herpotrichiellaceae. Bases 1 to 2025 code for a protein of 674 amino acids. The record is from RefSeq and is a predicted model, not a curated record. The transcript has a single exon.